This is a messenger RNA of Hordeum vulgare subsp. vulgare (domesticated barley), 1410 nucleotides long. RefSeq names its product F-box only protein 6-like. NCBI's taxonomy places the organism in Eukaryota, Viridiplantae, Streptophyta, Magnoliopsida, Poales, Poaceae. The transcript has a single exon. Bases 117 to 1175 code for a protein of 352 amino acids. The record is from RefSeq and is a predicted model, not a curated record. Gene Ontology annotation, molecular function: protein binding.
GUAUUCCUCACCAGCCCUUCUCGCUCCUCCUCCUCCUCUCCUUUCUCGCGUCUCCAUUUCCUCCCACCAAAUACAGCACCGUGAUCCGCCACCAAUCCGUCGACCGAUCCCCGGCCAUGGCCGCCGACUCCGCCGACUGCUGCCCGUGGGACGUGCUCCCGACGCACCUCCAGGAGCGCAUCCUCUCCCGCCUGCCGCUCACCGCGCUCAUCCCCGUCGCCGCCGUCUCCCGGGCGCUGCGCCGCCUCCUCCGUUCCCCGGCCUUCCACGCCCUCCUCUCCCAGCACCGCCACGAUGCCUUCUUCCUCCUCUCUCCGCGCCUCGCCUUCCACCCGCUCUCCCGGCGCCUCCGCCAGGUGCCCCCCUCGCCCCUGCUCGAUCCAUCUGCCCCUUCCCCUCCUCUCAUCUCCUCCGCCUCCCCCUCCUUCCUCGUCACUGUCGACUCGCUCUUCCGCCUCCCGGCGCUCCCCGACCGCUCCUACAUCAUCGCCGUCGUCGUCCCACCCUCACCCUGUUCCUCCACCAGCCGGGAUCACACCCUCGUUGCCGUCACCGACGGCGCUGCUGUCCGCUCGUAUUCCCUGGACUCCUCCGAUCCCUCCCCACGGUGGGUACCUGGAGCCGAGCUCCCGCUUCCAUUUGCGAUCCUUGGCAAUGCCGCGGUCGCCAGUGACCGUGCUCGUCUCUUUGUGCUCGGCCGGGGGCCGGACGCGCUUCUGGUGCUUGAUCUCGAGACCGGGAAGUGGGCUGCUCCACCAGUGGUGAUGCCGCACGGCCUUACGACGGCCCACCUGUUUGUUCUUGAUGAUCGGCUGUUCUUGGUAGGUGGGGUGGAGAGGUUGGGGGUGCUGGAGCGGGUGGUGGUGUGGCAAUUGGACAACGACGAGGCAGUGGGAUGGGGGGAGGUAGCCACAAUGCCGUCGGAGGUGUUUGAUGAGUUGGUGGCUGAUAGGCAGGGCAGUUUCUGGCACUUUCAGGCUGCCGACAGAAUGGGGACUCUGUGCCUGUACAAUGCUGUAGAUGGGAGGCUGGUGAUGUUUGAUGCGGUGGAUUGUGCAUGGGCGAAGAUGCCACGAGUGUCUGGAUUAGACGUCGACGAGAGCACGCUGUGGUUUGGGCAUGUCUUGGAGCCAGGCGUCGACCUCUUGCUGGGACAACGCUGCCAGUGUUCAUGAGGUUGUUUUCUGGGCCUUCAUGUUUUGGUGCAAUUCUGAAACUCGAAAUCAUGUUCCCUGACCGUGAACCUAUGUUUCUUUGUAAGUAGGAAUAACUGGUUCCGCUAGCUGUUUGCUCCAAAAGCAAAGCAACCUUGUAUGUGAUAUAACUUCAAGCAUCCCAAGUUGUAUCAUGAAAGAAUAUCAUUGAUGAAAACUUCGAUUAACCAAAAGGGCUAGAUUUCCCUUUUCUGUU